AUGGAGCAGCACACCCACAACCACGUCGACGUCUUCAUCUGCGGCAGCGGCUCCGCCGGACUCUGUGCCGCGACCUGGCUCGCACGCUACGGCCUCACCUGCAAGAUCGUGGACUGGCGACCGGGUCCACUGGAAGUUGGGCAAGCCGACGGCGUACAGUGUCGCACAGUGGAAGUCUUCGACAGCUUCGGGAUUGCGGAGGAGCUUUUACGAGAAGCGUACCACGUUCUUGAAGUUACCUUCUGGUCGGAUGAUGGCGAGGGAGGUAUUGUGAGGAGUAGUAGGGCGCCAGAUAGAGAAGAGGGUGUUUCUCACAUGCCGCACGUGAUUCUGAAUCAGGCGAGGAUCAAUGGGUUGUUACUUGGGGCGAUGAAUAAGUUUAAUGGGCAGGUUGUGGAUUACGAUUAUGCUGUUAAGAGUGUUGAGGUGGAUAGCAAGGCAGCGAGUGAUCCGGAUGCGUAUUGUGUUACUGUCACUACUGCAAAGCAUGGGAAUGAGGAGGUAUUCAAGGCCAAAUAUGUGUUGGGAUGUGAUGGUGCCCAUAGCGCUGUACGGAAAUCACUUGGGUUCAAAAUGAUCGGAGAUAGUACCGAUUCAGUCUGGGGAGUUAUGGACGUCUACCCAAGAACCAACUUCCCAGACAUCAGACGAAAAGCCGCAUUACAAUCUCAAGCCGGGAGUCUCCUCAUAAUUCCCCGUGAGGGAGGAUCUCUCGUCCGGUUAUAUAUCGAGCUCCCAUCCGGAACGACUGCCAAAGACGUCAAGCUCGAAGACCUGCAAGCCUCAGCCCGCAAGAUCUUCCAUCCCUAUGAGACGGAAAUCGCAGAAACCUACUGGUGGUCCGCCUACUCGAUCGGCCAACGCCUUGCCGACCACUUCUCAAAAGACAAUCGCGUCUUCCUCACCGGCGACGCAUGCCAUACUCACUCCCCGAAAGCAGGACAGGGUAUGAACGUGUCUUUACAAGACGGGUACAAUAUCGGAUGGAAGCUGGCAUCCAUCCUCAAAGGCCAAGCAAAACCAGAUCUCUUGAAGACUUACAAUCUUGAACGAGAGAAAGUCGCAGCUGAUCUCAUUGAAUUUGAUCGCGGCUUUGCGAAAGCUUUUGCGUCGAAGUCUGUCAAAGAUGGUGUGAAUGAGAAGAAGUUUAGUGAGUUGUUUGUUCAAGCUGGACGGUAUACGGCGGGUUUGACGUCUAGAUAUGGCGAUUCGUUGAUUACGAGGGCGGAAUGGAGUACGCAGAGUCUCGCUUCGAAUUUGACUGUCGGGAUGAGGUUCCCAAGUACGCAAGUUGUGAGGCAUUGUGAUGCCAAAGCGAUGCAGCUGGUCAAGGCGCUGCCUGCGGAUGGUCGGUGGAGAAUCGUUGUUUUUGCGGGAGAUAUUCGGGAUGGUCUUGCUGCUGAGAGACUAAACAAGCUUGCGAUUUACCUCUCAUCCGUGAAAAGUCCCGUCAGCAAAUACACCCCGGCAGGAGCCGAUGUCGACAGCUUCAUCGAAGCCAUUUUAGUUAUAUCCGGCAAACGAAUACAGAUAGAGCAAGACCAAAUACCUAAUUAUUUCUGGCCAGUGACUGGCAAAUAUCGGAUGAGAGAUAUCCACAAAACGUUUAUUGAUGAUGAGAGCUACAACAAUGGUCACGGGAAAGCGUAUGAAUUUUAUGGAGUAGACCCGAAAGCCGGCGCACUUGCCAUUGUGCGCCCGGAUCAAUAUGUUUCACUUGUUACAGGAAUCGAUGAACUUGAGUUGAUCGGACAGUUCUUCGACUGGUUUGCGGUGGGGAGGCCAAGGUCGGAUCAGUUUGAUCUGGAGGAUAUCGUGAAAAUGGGAUGA
Messenger RNA from Hyaloscypha bicolor E, 1830 nucleotides. RefSeq lists its product as uncharacterized. The record is from RefSeq and is a predicted model, not a curated record. The coding region runs from base 1 to 1830 and encodes 609 amino acids. Lineage: Eukaryota; Fungi; Ascomycota; Leotiomycetes; Helotiales; Hyaloscyphaceae. The transcript has 4 exons. Gene Ontology annotation, molecular function: FAD binding.